AUGAGUGACCCCUGGCAGGAGUGUCUGGAUCACUGUGUGGAGGUCACGAAAAAGGCUGGACAGGUGAGUACUCGGGUAGAAAUGAGGUGAAGACACACAAACAUGGUACAACAAUAACCCAAAGGUUUGCUCUUCUUGUUUAUGUUUUACUGAACAUUCAGCGCUGGCACAUUAAUAAACACAAUAUUGACAAAUAAGGAGAAGUUUGAGUGUUUAUUUAAAACUACAACUUUCUAUAUGGAGGUUUUGGUCCCUGCAAAACAGCCUUGCUUACAACCUCUGAGUCAUAAGGCUGCAUAAACAGGCCAACUUGGAUUAUUUGUAACCUCUUAAUAAAAGAUAAUCACUCUAUAUUUCUUAACCUAAAUGUAUGAAAAGAUUCUACUACAUGGUAAAAGAAAUUGAUCAUGUGACCAAAUAUUUAGGAGAUGAGCAUCAAUUCAUGGAGUCUGUGAAGGUUAGAAGCACAUGAGUGAAGGGGUUAGACAUUCAUUUACAAAAAAAACAUUUUUCACUCUUGAAAGUUUUAUUAGAAUUGUGUUCAGACCAAAAAAGGUCAUUUUAAAUUUGUUUUAUACAUCAAUUGUUGUAUCUAUGAGCUACAACAUGAGGUCAAAACUUAACAUAAAAGUCCACCAUUUUAGUUCAGAGGACUAACUUCAACUGAGAAAGUAAAGGAGUCUGAUGGGAGGAUCAGAGUUUCAGUUCAGAUUCUUGAAAUGUUUUACUUUUUCUUUUCAAAAAUACAGCUGUGAAUUUUCUGAAUCUCUCAAAGACAUUCUCAUGUUAAAAUAUCGUAUUACAAAACAGCUUUUUAGCAGUUAUAUGCAAUAAUAAUAAAAAGAAUUACUGUACCAGUUAAAUAGCGCAAAAUAGAAAUACACGUGAAUGUGAAGAAGUGACUGUUAUUCAGGGAGGGCUGGGGAGGAGAGUGGGAGGAUAGUAGGGAUACGGCUUAACUUACCCUGCUCCUAUGGUCAACUUACCCCAUACACAGGGUAAGUUGACCAAGAGACCACUUUUUUUGGCAUGCUAUAUAAUCAAGACAGUUAUGUUUACACUCAUUCUGUUGGUUUGCAGGGAUGUACAACAUCUUGAAAUAUAUGCAGAUACACUAGUUAGAGACAAAACUAUGAUUGUCUUGAUGUAGUGAUCCAGAAUAUGAAAAAUGGCUCAUCUUACCCCACUCUUCCCUAUGCCUCGAAUGAAGGCACAACCUUUAGUGAAAUUUGUCUUGUAAAAAGGUCCAAGUGUAAAAAUUUCACAGUUCAGGACAGACUGAGGAUGAUCUGGAAAUGACCAAAUAUGGCUACCUAAGAGGGGAGGCUCAUCUGAGCCCUUCACUGUUUUUAGCUCUGCAGGUCCAAAGUUUUUAGAGUGAAUUUCUUGAGUGUGAUGAGUUAAAUUAGAUCAUUUUAACUAAUCAGAACUUGAUCUAAUCUACUGUGAUGAGAUCAAGUCAAAUUAUCUGUUAGCUUUAGGCCGUGUUUGAAAUAGCCUCUUAAACUGUGCGUGUUUUGAAGUGUUAUUUACUCCUCUUUCUUUCAUGACUGUCACAGUUUCAGUCAAAAGUUACAGCAAAGUGUACAGCAGAGAAAACAGCAUAAAAUCUACAGUUCCACCUCAUCUUCUCUGCCUCCUCUCUCCCUCAUAAGCCGUGACCAUAACACACAUCACAGAGGGCUAAUUAAAAGAGCAGAUGCACUCAUUCAUCCAAAAAAUCCUCCUUGUUGAGUUUCGUCAUCGUUUGAUUCUCUGCCAGAUGAUCCGUGAGGCGCUUCAGAAGGACAUCGCCGUCAUGCAGAAGAGCUCGCCGGUUGACCUUGUGACCGAGACGGACCAGAAAGUGGAGCAGCUCAUUAUAUCCUCCAUCAAGGAGAAGUACCCCACUCACAGGUACUUGACUGGCAAAUAAGGACACGGGAGGCGGUGAGAGGACUGCUUGAUUCUGAGAUAAUCUGCUGCAUAAAGACCAGAAUAUUUAUUAAGGAUUUGGACUUUUUCUUCUUUCUUUUUUAUUAUUUUGUUAACGAUUUUAUCACUGAUUUAACCUUUUUCAAUUUGUUUACUUUGUGUGCAGAGUGGGUGAUGACUGUGUAAUUUAGUUCAAGUACACUCUUGUGUUUAUAGCUCAUCCUGGAAGUGCUCUAGCCUCAUUAUACAGAAAACAUUGUGAAAACAUGAGCUAAAGGGAUAUUCUGGUGUAAAAUUAAGUUAUAGUCAAACACACCAUAACUCUCAUGGACGUGGAUGUUAUGAUAGUUGUGAGAACUGUAGCCUGGAAACACUGAACCCUAAGAAGCAGACCCAGAUCCGAGUGUUUACUACAGCUGCAGCUGCAUUAAAGAGUAAUUUUGCUCUCUCUGUCUCUGAUCUUGCAGUUUCAUCGGUGAGGAGUCAGUCGCCGCCGGUGCGCCAAGCAUCCUGACCGACAAUCCCACGUGGAUCAUCGACCCGAUCGAUGGUACCACCAACUUCGUUCACAGGUACGGCCUGCUCAGAUAUACUGUACGCCUGAUACCUCGCUGGGUUUGUUUUAUCUCUGUCACUGCCUAUCUAUUUUUAUCUUUUAAUUAGCUCCUCUCUUGGAUUGUCCUCUCUGUCAGGAAUAAUUAGAGCACGUAGAUGAAACUGAACUGAUUAUAGAAGCUGAUUCCUGCGAGCCAGAACCAAGAGGGACUUCAUUAAGUGAAUGUUUUAUAUCUUAAAUGUCUUUUGUACAGGUUCCCCUUUGUGUCUGUUUCAAUCGGCUUCACUGUGAAGAAAGAGGUUUGUUUUAAUUGUUUGCUUUUAUUGUUUCUUUGACACUCUAACGUCUUAAUUAUAGAAAACACGUACAUAGUAAACGCUCUGAUACCCCAGUGGAUUCCUGAAGAGGAGUACAGUCGUUUUUUUCCUUUUAUUCGCCUGUUCUUCUUUUUUUCCCUCUCCUCCUUCACCACAUUAAUCACCGCCGCUGUCUGUGCUGCCUCUCGCUCCCAGAUAGAGUUUGGGAUCGUGUACAGCUGCAUCGAGGAUAAGAUGUACACAGCGCGCAAAGGGAAAGGAGCUUUCUGCAACGGAGACCCAAUCAAAGUGUCAGGACAAGAGGGUAACGCUUGAUAAACGCGCCAAGCUCUAGGGCUGCGGUUUCGAACAGAAUCCACCAGAUGGCGACCAAGCGACACUUAAAACCUCUGCACAACAUUUGAGAUGAUGUGAAGGCGUGAGCAGGCUUGGUUAUGCUGAGUCAUGUUUUGUAUUCUUGUGUUUUUUUUCUCAUCCAGAUAUUACCCAGUCUAUAGUUCUGACAGAAACAGGCUUCAAGAAAGAUCCAGAGCAGUUCAAGACGAUGUUGGCCAACCUCAAGACCAUCCUCACCAUUCCUGUACACGGGUAAAUAUACAGUCCUGCACAUGAUAGUACCUCUUUAGUUUGGUCUGCAUUUACAAGUUAAUAACAAGAAGUCAUUUUCAUAUUGGAAACAAAACACAUUUACAGUGAUUAAAUGAUAAAAACAGUUUGAUUAUUUGUUGUCUCUUAGAUUUGCUAUACCUACUAGUUUAUCCUACAUACCCAGAAUUGACCCUGUUGAUACUACGGUAGGUUUUAGUGACACAGCUACAGUGUUGAUUUCAUCGACGAAGACGAACUAAAAAUAAAUUACUGAUAUCAUCAAUCAAUCAAUCAAUCAAUCAAACUUUAUUUUUAAAGCACUUUUCAUACAUAUAAUGUAAAACAAAGUGCUGUCCAUUCAAGUAGGAAAUAAAAAACAAUGAAAUAAAAUAAAUACAAAUACAAAUACCAAACCCCACCCACCCUCCAAGCCCCCAUUCAACACAUACAGCACUCACACACACAGAUACACACGCAAAAGACCAGGUGAGGACUCUUCAACUUGCCAUUGAUGACUGAGGAAACACUGGAUCUAGGACUAAAACGAUAAAACCGUAAUAAAAUAUAAUAAGGUGAUAAGCAUUAAAAGUUAAAUAAAUAAAAGUCUUAAAAUCAAACAAUUCAAGAAAGUGAAUUAAAAAAGAGGUAAUCAAACAGAAUUGUUUCUCUACAACUAAAUAAAAUCAUAUAAUGCAGAUUAAAAGAUUAAAACAAAAUUUAACUAAAAAGACAGAUAUCAUAUAUUAAAUAAGAUUUUGUUUAUGUUAACAUGACGAUGAUAAGACACAUUUUUUUCCCCUCUGUGCAACAGAUCAGUUCCCCAAAAUACAAGCACUGCAUUCCUGUAACAGGCUAAAUUAGCUAAGGGGCUCGGUGUUCAUUUUGGCAUUUAGCCUUUCCUGCAACAAGUGCACUGUUGGUACCAGAGCAACGUCUAUUUAAUAUUUGACGUUUGCAGCUUUUGCAGUAAUUACCGUUAAUCGCUCUGUGUCGGAAAGUCGCUGGAAGAGACGUUUGAGAGGGGAAUUGAGUAAGACGCAUUUUAAACAAGGAGAAAGCACAUCAGGAGAACCUCAGUGGGAGAAUGUCUCCAGAUACAAGGCUGUCUAAGUUUGAUUAAUCACUUUUAAUCGCAUGUUAAUUAUUAUUUUCAAUUUUAGAGAGGUUUGAAGUCCCUAUAUCUGAGUUAUACACAAUGUUUACAUACGAUAACACUGUAAGAAAUGUGCAGGAGAACAUCCACAAAAUCCAGAUAUCAUUUUGAUCACUCACCCUGGUUAAUGUAACAGCAUUUGCACUUUUCAGAAGAUCCUUUUUGCUUCUUCUGCUCCUCCAGUUUAGAUCCAUCUGUAAAUCUGUGGCAACUUGCACGCUCUAACAUGAAACUCCGCCCACUUUUGUGACGCAGCUGCUCGCUGACAGUCUGAUUAGCUGCACAUUUCAAACUCAGUGAUAGUUUAAUUCUGUUUGACAAAAAGUGCAUAUUACCUCUCACUUUUCAACCGAGCUGUCUGGGAAAAUUUCAGACUGAAAAGUUCUUAUUUUCAAACACGGCGACAGCAGGAGGACGCUCCAUCAGUUUAAUUGCUGUGAUUGGAAAAAAGGGAUUGAGUUACUCUGGAUGCUGACAGCCCUGAUUUGUCGCUUUCUUCUAAACAUUUUUUCUUAAAGUCUAAGUGAGCUUUGUUUUCGAUUCAGACACUUCUCCGAGUAAAGAGAUUCCCUGAUCUCCUCCAACUCCUCCUCAGCUGCUGAAUUGAAACCUUGUUUUCAUUUUGCUCUCAUUAAGAUCCGUUUCUUCUCCGCUCACUUAUUCACCAACCAAAAUAAAGUUAGCGCACUGUAGCUGCAGGCUGUGCUGCUCUCCUAAUAAAUGAGGUGGGUCCUUUUGUUAUUGAUAGUAACAGCGAGUUUGGUUGGAUUCUGCAAACAGUCUAAGUUUCGUCUUUUAUAAGAGAAACAAAAAGUGUGUUUACUGUUUAUUUUUACCAAAGAAAUCAGUCAAAAUCUGUCAAGUAAGUCAUACUGGUCCCUCUCCUCUCUGCUCUAUUUGCAUGAUUCUUCUUUUAAAGGGUGAAAAAUGCAGGACAUCACAGCUGUCUUGUUUUGCAAUGAAGGUGCACAGAGUCCAGUAAAUCAUCACACACAAAAAAAAGGAUUUCUUAACCUUCUGCUUCGCAAUGAAAGCCCCUCAGUGGUUUUCCAGUCAAAGGCUUUUAAUGUGAAGCAUCUGAAGGAGAAUUGUGCCUGUUUGAGGCAGCUGUAACUCUGCACAGCUCUGAUGUAGCUGCAGGAGGAUGAGAAGUGAACGCUGAGGGUGGAAACAAUGAGAUAAAAAUGGAAACAGCGACUCUGGAUUAUGUGCAAGCAUUUCCAAGAAAGAAAGACAUGUGUUCGACCUCAGUGUGGAAAACUCCAGGGAGACAUUUAGGUGUUCCUGGAGAUCAGACUCUUAGCUGGGGAAGGAGGGAUGUCAGAGAUCUGUGAAGGUAUAAUCCUUUAUACAAUCAGGGCGUUUUUUUUCUUGGAGGCGUCAUGAGGAAAAAACGCUGACCAGUUCCAACAGGGUCUUCUUCAGGGCGUGGCGAGGAAGUUUCUUUCAUUAGUUUUUAAAAAGAUCAAAUAAAAGAGGUGAGAAAUGAUGUGAAAUCAAAGCAAAGAGAUGAAAUGUAAAUGUCAGACACAUAUUGAAUCUCGAUAAAAAUCUGAAGGAAUAAAACUCCGUCUUUUGUAAGAGGCUCUUUGUUUUGAGUGAACCAUGAGGAGGUGAAGUGUGUGUCACAUGCAGACUUUCCCUUUCCAUCCACAGUAUCCGCUCCCCGGGCAGUGCAGCUGUCAACAUGUGUCUGGUGGCGUGCGGGUCGGCGGACGCUUACUACCACAUGGGCAUCCACUGCUGGGACAUGGCCGGAGGGGCGGCCGUCGUCAGGGAGGCUGGAGGAGUGAUCAUGGACAUCUCAGGUGAGUCACUGCUCUUCACACACCAACUUCUCCGAGGCCGCUGAGUCACCGAGUUCAGUGAAGCAAGAGGGAGCAAGAGGAGGGAGGAAACGCAGGAUUACUGAAUUACUUAAGAGAACAAAACAGCUGGAACGGGGAAAUGUUGCUCAAAGCCAACAGAGGUGUUUUUAAUGUUCAUGAAUAUUUGAUGCCACUGAUUUUAGGUUUAUUGUUUUUCGCUCUUCUGUCUGAUCUCAAAUGUCAAAGUCGAAGAGGAGGAAUAGGGCAGCUUGUGGUUUUGUGAAAGGGGAAGCAGCAGGUUUGAUGAAAUUUUAGCCUCAUUUUGGGCAACAUUGCUGCAGACGUGGAGAAUACUCAGAACAGCUACUGAUGCAGCUUUAAAAAAAGAAAACCUUUUUUGAUUGAAAGUUUGAUUAAAAAUGUGAAACUUGUAGAUAAAUCACACACUAAGUAAAAUAUUUAAGACUUUUUUGUUUGAAUCUUGAUGAUUGCAGCUCACAAAAACAAAAAUCCACUAUUUCAAAACAGAAUAUUGUGGAAAAUUCCACUUUCUUGUCGGUUAUUCAGUCCUGAGAAGAUCUCUAAUGAUUCAGCACUCAUGACCACAAUUGUGGGGAAGACUGCUGACAUGACAUUAUCUAGAAGAUCAUCAUUGACGCUGCUGAACAGGCUGCUUCACAGAGUCUGUAUGGAAGCAGAUUCUUGGAAAGUUGACUGUAGGAGGAAAAGGUGACCAAGCCACAGGGAUGAGGAGAUCCAAGAACUUUAGACGAGCUUUACAGGAAGUAGACUGAGACUGGAGUCAGAGCAUCAAGAGCCGCUUCUGAGAAGCUUUACCCCCAGUUUCCACUGCAUCUGGAAUGGCUACGAAAAGGCUGUAUCUGCCGAUCGUAGCUAAUCAUAAACAUUCAUAUUAAUGUGUCAGUUUCCACCGGCUUCUUUCCAUUCCGCUGCGGGUUCUUGUGAGUUCUGGCAAUUCUUGCUGUCUGUGAUCCACCAUGAAAUUCGCCUCACAAACGGAUCUGGUAGGAAUUGGCAUAUGGUGAAAAUCGUUGCUGCAUCCGGACUGGAGCAGUUCCAGAUGCGGUGGAAAUCCCGGGUUAGGGAGAUCCAGAUUUUCUUUUCCUGCAGGCUCUGACACCUGCCCACAGCACCAAAACUACGAGAAACUGGUUUGCUCACCAUGGUUGAUUUGCCAACCAACUCGCCUUACUUGAGCAUGAAGAGGAUAAAAUCAGCAAACACCAUUUUGUCUACAAGAGAUGCCCAUUCAAACACAAACUGAAAGUCCCUCACAGGAGGUUUAACGUGAUGGAGCAAACUUUUCGCACAGAUAGAAACUUUCUCAGCGCUCAGGAGGGUCAUACGAGGAAAAAAGAUCUGCAUCCGGCCGAGUCUUCUACCUCCCCGAAGGUUCUAACUCACUGAUCUGAACUCUGAUCCUGCAGAGGGUCGCAUUUUGAUACGAGCGGGAUCAUGAUCCCGGUAAUUCAUCGCCCACGCAUUCACCGUCUUCCUUAAAUCUAAGAGCUGAACAGUUUCCUCCCUCGUGGCUCACUUGGUACUUUGCAUUUGUUCUUCCACACAGCCGUGCCUUAAAACCAGGCAGAGAAUAUGAGCCAGAUUUAUGCUGCCGCCAUAGUGACCAGUGUUGUUUUAUUACACCUUUGACAAGCAAUGCAUCAAAAGUUUAUUACCCGAGAGUGAAGGAACUCUUUGAAUCACUUAAAUGAUGUCAUGUCCUCGGAUAACCUGGUCACUCUGUGGUGGUGUUGGUGCAAACCCACAGCACUGAUGUGUAAUGAUUCUCUGGAUGCUUCAUUAGAUGCCUGAUCGUCUUUGCUGCGGUUUCACUUUGUAGAAGCGUAUGGAUUUUCUUCAAACAUAAACCUGCUCAGGAUUAGAUUCUGAGCAGCGGAAUGUAAAGAAAAUGUGACGGUACACGUAAAUAAAUUUGACAAAGAGAGAGGAGAUUUGAGCAGCUUUGAAACAUCAGGGCUGAGAUGCUCCAAAUUCAUCUGAGUGGAUCACAGGGUUUCAAAAUCAGAUCAGUUCCUGUCUGAUGGUGAUAAUUCAGAAGAAAACUCCCAGCUUAUGUUGAUAAUAAUUUUUGUGAAUAGGGUUGAUCCGAUAAAUCAGGAUUAUCUCGGUUUCUGCAGAGGGCUUGAGUAGAGUCAGAUUAGUGGAGCAAAAUGUCAUAAAACACAAACUGGUCAAACUACACAAGCUUCUCUAAAAUAAAGUCGAUGGCCAAGGUGAGGCCUGAAAAUACAACUGCAACAUUUAUCUGUUUCUGUGAAUCAUCAGGAACAUUUAAAGUAGUGAGAAAGAUCAUUUCAACUCUUGUGGGGACUGGACGAGUAAAUUCUGGUCCACUUAAAAACAGGGGUCUUAAGUUAUGACCCUUGUGCUGUUCGUUUAACACUCAGUCCACCAAAAACUACUAGAAUGACCACGGCAGUCAUUUUGACUUCUCAGUCUUAAUUUGCACAUAAUUUGGAUAAUCAGCAAUAAAAACUAAUAAUAAAUUGGUGGAAUAGAUAAAAAACACAUCAGUACACAAAAUGAAAACUUGAAUGAAAAGAUUUUUACGAACCUUCCUCAAAAUACCAAGACACACACAUUUAGGAAAAGUCAGGGUGCGACUAGGUUUUAUCAAAAAAACAGGUUAUGACAUUGUAAAUUUAGAAAGCAGUCAAAAUGACUGCCAUAAUUACAACUUUGCAACUGUGUAACCAUGGUAACGCAUUGUUGUCUCUUGCUCUCACUGCACUCACCUUUGGCACAGAUCCAUUCAUCUUAUGUAGAGAACAGCAUGCUGGACGGCUGGCUUCCGUGUCUGCAGACUCCAUAUGAACAACAAAAUCGAAUCAAGUCUUCCUCCUCUUCCUCAUCCUCUCUCCCUUUUAUGGUGGAUCACACUACUAAUGUAACAUGAUGCUACUGUAUGGUUAUUUUUAUGGGGCGCUCACACCAAGCGCGAGUGAAAUCAUCUGCUCACAUAAUUCCCGCUAAUCUAGAGGCAUGAAUGAAUAGUAUUUACUAGCUUCAGUCACGCGUCAACGGUAAUUCCAAUGGUAAUUCCUGCCAAUUCAGCUGGCAGGAUCAAGUGAUAGACAAAGGUUUUUUAUAAUUUACCAGGUAAUCUGGACCUCCUCACUUACUUGCCUCCAGGCGAGCUCCUUUUUAUUCAGUUUUCGGUAAUCCGAAAGAAAAGGUAUCGUAUUAUUUGGGGCACCGACACGAUUUGAAGAAGCGUCAAAUCGCGUCUUUACAUUGACUUAACAUGUAAUUCAUCCACGCAAAUGAUUUUAAUCGCGCUUGGUAUGUGGAGACAGUUAGUUUAAUUUCACUAUCAAUAUCAGGAGUAGAAGGAACUCUUAGUUUGUGCUGUUUUUGGCGCCCCCUGUGGACUAAGUAUGUAAGUGUUGUCUCUAAUAUAAAUAUGGCAAUCUGGGUCAGGUAAUCUCUAAAAAUCUGUGUCUGGAUCAAGCAGAUUCAACCGGGAAUAUAGAACACUGAUAUCCAGAUUAAACUCCUUAACAGGCCUGUGUUUCAGCUUUUGUUUUACUUCAUAUUAACACACACAUAAAUCGUAACCUACCGCGCUAAUCUCACAAUAUAGAAAAGACUUUAAUUUCACCAUUCCUCACUUUUUAUUGUCUCCUUUAUUCCAGGUGGGCCGUUUGAUCUGAUGUCUCGGAGGCUGAUCGUCGCCAGCAGCAGAGCGAUAGCAGAGCGGAUCUCUAAAGAGCUUACUGAGUACGACGUCGGCAGGGACGACACAGAUGGCUAA
Xyrichtys novacula (pearly razorfish) is the source of this 10132-nucleotide messenger RNA. Lineage: Eukaryota; Metazoa; Chordata; Actinopteri; Labriformes; Labridae. The record is from the annotation of a GenBank genome assembly.